Molecule: messenger RNA, 944 nt
Organism: Effrenium voratum
Lineage: Eukaryota; Dinophyceae; Suessiales; Symbiodiniaceae
Source: the annotation of a GenBank genome assembly
AGACCGUAGCUUUUGAGGUCUCAGGUCGUCCCUUCCCGCCUCCCGUUUGAUCUGAUUAUGGCAGCUGUCGCGGUGGAGAAGCUGGAGACGCCCAAGAGCGUGGCAGUCAUCUCCUUUGGCAAAGAGCCUGUGAACAGCAUGGACUUAGACUUUUGGAAGCAGCUCAAGGCCGCCUUCGAGGGCCUUGAAGCGGAUCCAGCGGUGCGGGGCGUGGUCUUCCAGUCGACGCUGAAGAAGAACAUUUUCACUGCGGGGCUGGACAUCAAGGAGCUUCACGCGCGGUCCACCACGGAGGCGCGGCUGAAAGAGAUGUGGCUGACCCUGACACAGACGCUGUCGGGGAUCUACGGCAGCCGCCUCGCCACAGUGGCGGCCAUCAACGGCGCCUGCCCGGCCGGCGGCUGCGUGCUGGCCAUGUGCUGCGACUACCGCAUCAUCACCUGGGAAGGCUCAAUGGGGCUGAACGAGGUGGCGUUGGGCAUCCCUGUGCCCCGCAUGUGGUGCGGGCUGAUGGCACUGCUUUGUGGAGCACAUCCGGCGCAGGACAUGCUGCUGUCCGCGUCCAUGCCGGGCAGCACGGACUUGCGGCAGCUGGGCCUGGUGGACGAGAUCGUGGAGAAGCCCGGGGACUUGAUGCCCAGCGCUUUGACCCAGCUGAAGAAGUGGCUCAAGUUCCCCAGCCAGGGCUUCGUAAAGACCAAGGCCAACAUGCGAGGCACCUUCUGCCAGCGCUGGCGGGAUCAAAUGGAGGCAGAGGCUGAGGAGGUCUGGAAGGCGGUCAGCGACCCUGCCAGCGUGGCAUCGCUGGACGAGGUCCUGAAGCGGCUCGCGGGGGCGGCGAAGCCCAAGGCCAAGCUUUGAGGCGGCGAAGCGGCGAAGCGUCGCGGCGAAGCGGCGUCCGGCGGGGAGGCGAGUCGCCGGGUGGCGGUGGGGUUGGAUGCUCU